UGCAAUCCUCCAGGCCAUCAUGGAGUCGGCUGUAGCCAAUAACUGGCAGGUGACAGCCCGCUCGGUGGGGAACAUUGUGGACCCCACUGAGUACAGACGCAUCAUUGAGGAGAUGGACCGGCGGCAAGAGAAACGCUUCCUCAUCGACUGUGAGGUGGACAGGAUCAACGCCAUACUGGAGCAGGUGGUGAUCUCGGGAAAGAACAGCAGAGGAUACCACUACAUCCUUGCCAACUUGGGGUUUUCCAACGUGAGCCUGGACCGGGUUUUUUCUGGUGGAGCCAACAUCACAGGCUUCCAGAUCAUCAACCCAGACAGCGUAAUCGUCCAACAGUUCCUCCAGCGCUGGGAGCGCCUGGAUGAAAGAGAAUUUCCAGAAGCCAAAAACACUCCGCUGAAGUAUACAUCAGCACUGACCCACGACGCCAUCCUUGUGAUUGUGGAGGCCUUCCGGUACCUUCGGCGGCAGCGAGUGGACGUGUCUCGCAGAGGGAGUGCGGGCGACUGCCUCGCCAAUCCCGCCGUGCCCUGGAGCCAAGGCAUCGACAUAGAGAGAGCCCUCAAAAUGGUCCAAGUACAAGGUAUGACAGGAAACAUCCAGUUUGACACAUUUGGUCGACGAACUAAUUACACCAUCGAUGUGUACGAGAUGAAGUCAGGAGGCCCGAGGAAGAUCGGCUACUGGAAUGAGUACGAAAAAUUUGUAUAUAUAAUGGAUCAGCAGGUCACCAACGAGUCCUCUUCUGUGGAAAACCGAACAAUUGUGGUCACUACUAUUAUGGAAGCUCCGUAUGUGAUGUACAAGAAAAACUAUAUGCAGAUGGAGGGGAAUGACAGAUAUGAAGGCUACUGUGUCGAUUUAGCUUCUGAAAUUGCAAAACAUGUGGGGAUAAGAUAUAAGCUGUCAGUAGUCCCCGAUGGCAAGUACGGCGCCAGAGACCCAGAGACCAAGACGUGGAACGGCAUGGUGGGAGAACUGGUUUAUGGGAGAGCUGACAUAGCCGUGGCUCCUCUAACUAUAACACUGGUGCGGGAGGAAGUGAUAGACUUCUCUAAGCCCUUCAUGAGCCUGGGCAUCUCCAUUAUGAUUAAGAAGCCUCAAAAGUCCAAGCCUGGGGUGUUUUCCUUCCUGGACCCGCUGGCCUAUGAGAUUUGGAUGUGUAUAGUCUUUGCCUAUAUUGGCGUGAGUGUGGUGCUCUUCCUGGUGAGCCGUUUCAGCCCAUAUGAGUGGCAUCUGGACGAGAACGAUGAGGCCAAAGACCCUCAGAGCCCCCCAGACCCUCCGAACGACUUUGGGAUUUUUAAUAGCCUGUGGUUCUCCCUGGGCGCCUUCAUGCAGCAAGGAUGCGAUAUCUCGCCAAGGUCUCUGUCCGGGCGCAUCGUCGGAGGAGUGUGGUGGUUCUUCACCCUCAUCAUCAUCUCCUCCUACACGGCCAACCUGGCUGCCUUCCUCACCGUGGAGAGGAUGGUCUCUCCGAUCGAGAGCGCAGAGGAUUUGGCCAAGCAGACGGAGAUCGCCUACGGGACGUUAGACUCAGGCUCCACUAAAGAGUUCUUUAGGCGCUCCAAAAUAGCAGUUUAUGAGAAAAUGUGGUCUUACAUGAAAUCGGCAGAACCCUCAGUGUUUGCCAAGACAACACCAGACGGGGUUUCCCGGGUACGAAAGUCGAAGGGCAAGUUCGCCUUUCUGCUCGAGUCCACUAUGAACGAGUACAUAGAGCAGCGGAAGCCGUGCGACACCAUGAAAGUGGGCGGGAACCUCGACUCUAAGGGCUAUGGCGUGGCCACACCUAAAGGCUCUGCAUUAAGAAAUGCUGUUAACCUGGCAGUGUUAAAACUGAAUGAGCAAGGCCUCUUGGACAAAUUGAAAAACAAAUGGUGGUACGACAAGGGAGAGUGCGGCAGCGGGGGAGGUGACUCUAAGGUCAGCCUCAAUGUCACCAAAGUCGGGUAUCCUAGAACAGAGUAAUCGGCAAGGCUGUCGUCACUGACUCUAUAG
This is a messenger RNA of Paralichthys olivaceus (Japanese flounder), 1999 nucleotides long. NCBI's taxonomy places the organism in Eukaryota, Metazoa, Chordata, Actinopteri, Pleuronectiformes, Paralichthyidae. The record is from RefSeq and is a predicted model, not a curated record.